Molecule: messenger RNA, 5704 nt
Organism: Oncorhynchus nerka (sockeye salmon)
Lineage: Eukaryota; Metazoa; Chordata; Actinopteri; Salmoniformes; Salmonidae
Product: glutamate receptor ionotropic, NMDA 2B-like
Biological process (GO): monoatomic ion transport; excitatory postsynaptic potential; long-term synaptic potentiation
Cellular component (GO): NMDA selective glutamate receptor complex; plasma membrane
Molecular function (GO): NMDA glutamate receptor activity
Source: RefSeq, a predicted model, not a curated record
UCCUCGAUUAUGCCUGUCUGUGGCUGCCACAGCCCCUCCCACCCUCAGGAAAGGCGAGCGUCCCCCACGCCCCUGCCCCCCCAGGAGGUGAGACGUCCUCCCCGGCGCCGUGCGGCCCUCUCCUCCCUCUCCCUUUCCCUCCUGGGCCUCCUGAUGUGCCUGUUCCACCUGCCCCCCGCUUGUCACUCUCGCAGAGACAAGGGCGGGGGCGUGGCCCACUACAUCCCCAUGGCCCAGCCCCCCCACCACCAGGUGCUGCCCAAGCUGGUGCAGGGCCUCAGCAUCGCUGUGGUGCUGGUGGGCAACUCUAGCGAGGUGGCGUUGGCGGGCGCCCGGGAGAAGGACGACUUCCUGCACAUGCCACUGGCGCCCAACGUGGAAGUGCUCACCAUGAACGAGACGGACCCAAAGAGCAUCAUCAAGAGCAUAUGUGACCUGAUGACAGAGCACUGGCUACAGGGUGUGGUGUUCGGGGACGACACGGAUCAGGAGGCCAUAGCCCAGAUCCUGGACUUCAUCUCCGCACAGACACAUAUCCCCAUCCUGGGGGUCCGCGGUGGCUCCUCCAUGAUCAUGGCUGCCAAGGAUGACAACUCUAUGUUCUUCCAGUUCGGCCCGUCCAUCGAGCAGCAGGCCUCGGUCAUGCUCAACAUCAUGGAGGAGUACGACUGGUACAUCUUCUCCAUCGUCACCACAUACUACCCCGGAUACCUGGACUUUGUCACCAAGAUCCGGAGCACCAUAGAGAACAGCUUUGUGGGCUGGGAGCUGGAGGAGGUUCUGUUGCUGGACAUGUCAGUGGACGAUGGAGACUCUAAGAUCCAGAACCAGCUGAAGAAGCUGCAGAGCCCAGUCAUCCUGCUGUACUGCACUAAGGAGGAGGCCAACACCAUCUUCGAAGUGGCCCACUCCGUAGGGAUCACGGGCUACGGCUACACCUGGAUCGUCCCCUCGCUGGUAGCUGGGGACGCUGAAGUGAUCCCUGCCGAGUUCCCUACAGGUUUAAUCUCUGUGUCGUAUGAUGAGUGGGACUACGGCCUGGAGGCUCGCGUGCGCGAUGGGGUGGCUGUCAUCGCCAUGGCAACCUCCACCAUGAUGCUCGACAGGGGGGCACACACCCUGAUGAAGUCUGAGUGCCACGGGGCCACGGACAAGAAGGGGCCCAUUGCUGGGAACCCCAAUGAGGUGCUCAGGUACCUGAUGAACGUGACGUUUGAGGGACGGAACCUGUCCUUCAGUGAGGAUGGCUACCAGAUGCAUCCCAAACUGGUCAUCAUCCUACUGGACAAGAUGAGGCAGUGGGACAAGGUGGGGAAGUGGGAGAACGGCUCCCUGUCCAUGAAGUACCACGUCUGGCCUCGCUUUGAGAUCUACUCAGGGGCAGAGAGCCGGGAGGACGACCACCUUUCCAUCGUUACGCUGGAGGAGGCUCCGUUUGUCAUCGUGGAGGACGUUGACCCCCUCAGUGGCACGUGUAUGAGGAACACUGUGCCCUGCAGGAGACAGCUCCAAACAAUAAAUAAAACCGUCGACUCUGGGAUCUAUAUCAAGCGCUGCUGUAAGGGAUUCUGCAUCGACAUCCUGAAGAAGAUCGCCAAGCACGUCAAGUUCACCUACGACCUCUACCUGGUGACCAAUGGAAAACACGGCAAGAAGAUCAACGGCACCUGGAACGGCAUGGUGGGAGAGGUGGAGACAAAAAAGGCCCACAUGGCGGUGGGCUCCCUCACCAUCAACAAGGAGAGGUCAGAGGUAAUUGACUUCUCGGUGCCCUUCAUUGAGACGGGCAUCAGCGUCAUGGUAUCCCGUAGCAACGGCACCGUCUCGCCCUCUGCCUUCCUCGAGCCCUUCAGUGCUGAUGUGUGGGUGAUGAUGUUCGUGAUGCUGCUGCUGGUGUCGGCGAUUGCUGUGUUUGUGUUUGAGUACCUCAGCCCUGUGGGCUACAACCGCUGUCUGGCUGACGGUAGAGAGCCUGGAGGGCCCUCCUUCACCAUCGGCAAGGCCAUCUGGCUGCUGUGGGGUCUGGUCUUCAACAACUCUGUCCCAGUGCAGAACCCCAAGGGUUGGACCAGUAAGAUCAUGGUGUCGGUGUGGGCCUUCUUCGCUGUCAUCUUCCUGGCCUCCUACACUGCCAACCUGGCUGCCUUCAUGAUCCAGGAGGAGUAUGUGGACCAGGUGUCUGGACUCAGCGACAAGAAGUUCCAGAGACCCAAUGACUUCUCCCCUCCGUUCCGGUUUGGGACGGUCCCUAACGGCAGCACGGAAAGGAACAUCAAGAACAACUACAAGGAGAUGCAUGGCUACAUGAUCAAGUUCCACCAGAAGAAUGUGGAUGAGGCCCUCUAUGGUCUGAAGACUGGUAAACUGGACGCCUUCAUCUACGACGCAGCAGUGCUGAACUACAUGGCCGGGAGGGACGAGGGCUGUAAGCUGGUGACCAUCGGCAGUGGGAAGGUGUUUGCCUCCACGGGCUACGGCAUCGCCAUCCAGAAGGAGUCUGGCUGGAAGAGACACGUCGACCUGGCCAUCCUUCAGCUCUUUGGAGACGGUGACAUGGAGGAGCUGGAGGCCAUGUGGCUGACGGGGAUCUGCCACCAUGAGAAGAACGAGGUGAUGAGCAGCCAGCUGGACGUGGACAACAUGGCCGGCGUCUUCUACAUGCUGGGGGCGGCCAUGGCUCUGUCGCUCAUCACCUUCAUCGCCGAGCACGCCUUCUACUGGCAACUGCGCUUCUGCUUCAUGGGCUACUGCACGGGCAAGCCAGGCUUCGUCUUCUCCAUCAGCAGGGGCAUCUACAGCUGCAUCCACGGGGUUCAGAUCGAAGAGAAGAGCAGCUCAGCUCUCGACUCUCCAUCGGUCACCAUGAACAACACCCAAUCCAACAUCCUGCGUCUGCUCCGAACCGCUAAGAACAUGGCCUCUCUGUCCGGGGUUAACGGCUCACCUCACAGUGCCCUGGACUUUAUCCGCCGUGAGUCAUCCGUCUACGACAUCUCCGAGCACCGCCGCAGCCUGGCAGGUCACUCGGACUGCAAGCCCCCGUACAUGCCGGAGGAUAACAUGUUCAGCGACUACAUCAACGAGGUGGAGAGGACGUUCGGGAACCUCCACCUGAAGGACAGCAACCUGUACCAGGACCACUACCUGCACCACCACGGAGGCUCUGCCCUGGGGCUCAGCGGCCCGCCACUUAACAGACCCCACAGCCUGGGCAGCAACAGCUCUCUGGAAGGGGGCAUGUUUGACUGUGACAGUUUAGGGGGAGGAGUGGCACCCAUCUUCACCACCCAACCACGCUCUGCCCUGACCCACAGGAACAUGAGUAAGUUUGACCUGAUUGCCGGUCAGAACCCACCCUCUGGGCCGGGCUUCAAAUCGGGACUUUCAGACCUGUAUGGAAAAUUCUCCUUCAAGGGAGGGGCCUCCAGCUCAGGUUACAUCCCCGGGCACGACAGGUACUGUGGGGGAGGGGGCAGAGAGGAUGACGGAAACAUUCGUUCAGACGUUUCAGACAUCUCCACUCACACGGUCACCUACGGGAACCUGGAGGGCAACGCUAAAAAGCGUAAGCAGUAUCGCGACAGCCUGAAAAAGAGGCCUGCCUCUGCCAAGUCGAGACGAGAGCUGGAUGAGAUUGAGCUGGGCUACCGGAGAAAGCCCUACCACACAGGCUACCACCACUACCACGGCCACCGCUCCUCCUCCCCGCCCCUACUGCCCUCCGAACGCAAGAGAGGAGGAGGGGGCAAUGCAGGGAGCACAUCCUACCUGUUCCGUGACAAAGAGAGUGUGAGGGAUUUCUAUUUGGACCAGUUCCGCCCCAAAGAUGGUGUCCCCCAAUGGGAACAUGUUGAUCUGACAGACGGUCCUGGAGGGGGGGGGGGGGGGAACUGCACCAGUUUGGUGUCAGUGGACGACUUCCUGAAACAAAAUAAACCCAAGAAAUCAGAGUCUAAGAGUGGGGGAGGCACAUCAGGGGCUGGGUUGGCAGGAGGAGACUGGGAGUGUCGUAACUGCCGUGCCAGCGGAGGAGGGGGCAAGCAGAUGUCGAUGCAUGGCAGCGGGGCGGGGGAGAGGGGAGGCGGAUAUGGUGGAGGGGUUAGUUGUGGAUCCUCGGGGGGUGGAGGGAACAGCCGUCCCAGCUCUGCCACCUGCAUGCGCUGCGAGGGCUGCAAAAAGACAGGCAAUCUGUACGACAUCAGUGAGGACAACAACCACCUCUUGGAACAGAUGGGGGGUGGGAAAGGCGGAGGCAUGGGGGCUGUGGGGUUAAGUGGAGGCGCCCAGCCUCAAUCUCAAGCCCAGCGUAGGAAGUCUGCCGGCUUUGGAAAGCCACUCCGACGGCAACACUCUUGCGACACCUUCGUAGACCUUCAGAAAGAGGAGGCAGUCGGAGUCAGGGGGGUCAUGGGGGAUCUAGGAGGGGGCGGUGGGGGCAUGGGGGGUGUAGGAAUGGGCGGGAUGUUGCCUCCCCCCAGAAGUGUUAGCUUAAAAGAGAAGGAGCGCUAUAUGGAGGGUGUUAGCCCCUUCGCCCACAUAUUUGAGAGGCAUGGAGGCUCAGAGAGGGAGAAAGAGCGAGACAGAGACCCCCUGUUCUAUGGUGGUGAGAUGGCCAAAGAAGCAGGGUCGCCAUUCGGCUUGUUCCGAGGUGGUGAGGGCCUGCACCGCCGCUCAGUGGGGGAAAGGGACAUGAGGGACAGAGAAAGAGCCAUGAUGGAGGGCGGUGGAGGAGGAACCUACUCCUUAUCCAAAUCUCUCUACCCGGAUAGGGUCAACCAAAACCCCUUUAUUCCAACCUUUGGUGACGACCAGUGUCUCUUGCAUGGCGCCAAACAAUACUACAUGAAAAAGCAACAGCAGCAGCAGCAGAUGCCCCCCAAAAACAGCCGAAGUGACUUCCGGGGCUCGGUGGGUGUGACGUCUUUCUUGCCAGCGACUGCCACUGCUGGGGUCAUGUCCACCGUGGCCCCCAGGUUCCCUAUGGAGAUGUGUCUGGGAGGGAACCUCCACGGCUCCACGCUGGGUUUGGGGCCAAUACAGCGCCCGUUCAAUGGCAGCAACGGGCACGUGUACGAGAAACUCUCCAGCAUAGAGUCAGACGUGUGAGAGAGGAGACUGGGUGGGGAGGCAUGGAGGGAGGGAGGCAUGGCAUUAGUGCUGGGAAGUCAGGGAUGACGAGGCACCACUGUCCACAUUGCAACCGCAAUACUUUUAACAAGGAAGGAGAUCAGUCAGGGAAGAGAAGAUGAACGACAGAAUGGUGAAAAGGUUCGACAGAAAAGAGCAGGGUGAGUUAGAAGGAAAGAUGGGGACAUUCAAGCCCUGUUAUUUUGUUACAAAACAAUGAAUACAAGAGGUGACACGUGGGUAGGGUUAUGUUAACUCUAUUAUUUAUUUGGCCGUUGCCAUCAACACACUCAAAAAGAACACAAAAUUGACACCUCUGAAUGUGAUAUUGCAAGUUUGAGCCAAAUGGCUUACAGAGUCACACCUACAGAGUGAUUAUGAGAAGGGAAUGUGAGUGAGUAGGGAAGUGUCCAUCUGGUCAAGUGUUAUUAGAGAAAGGAGAUGUUGUCAUGACUCAUGUUGAUGAUAGCUCUAAGACUGAAAAUGAGUGGAAGACGAUGGCCGUGUUUACCCCUUGCACUAACUCUCCCUCUUUUUGCCUCUACAAUCUUAGAGAAAAUGAUUCCAAAAGGGUUAU